AUGCCUAUUCUAACGAACGCCACACUAACACUGGUGUGUGGUAUCUGCGAUUCAGCGUUUUAUACUCUGUGCAUUGCCGCUGACCACGCGAUCGAUCAAUCGAUAACCGGCCCAGACAACAGUGCAAAAAGCCAUUACAACCCCAGACACGCACGUCUAGACGUUCAAUGGCCUGCACUGAAGACGACGCAUCACGUGAUGCCGCGUUCGUUCGACAUCGCCUUACACGCCUGA
Soboliphyme baturini is the source of this 234-nucleotide messenger RNA. NCBI's taxonomy places the organism in Eukaryota, Metazoa, Nematoda, Enoplea, Dioctophymatida, Soboliphymatidae. The record is from the annotation of a GenBank genome assembly.